Molecule: messenger RNA, 789 nt
Organism: Aspergillus puulaauensis
Lineage: Eukaryota; Fungi; Ascomycota; Eurotiomycetes; Eurotiales; Aspergillaceae
Product: SET domain-containing protein
Exons: 1
Coding region: 1-789 (262 amino acids)
Molecular function (GO): protein binding
Source: RefSeq, a predicted model, not a curated record
AUGACUAUCGAAAUCCUUGAAAGCAGUGUCCAAGGACACUCGCUUGUCGCGGGCCGCCAUUUCAAGCCCGGCGAUUUAGUGAUGCAGGAACCAGUUCUCUUCAGCGUCGCUACUGACCGACUGGGAGGCGUGAUCAAGAGCCGGGCUGAUGCAAUGCUCAGUAUGCAGCAGUUGAGCUCCGAGGUGUUUCAAGAAGCCUUUGAAAGUGCACGUUGGAGCCAGGAGCAGCUGCAAUCCUACAGCAUCAUCCAGGGCAGUUCGAAUCUCAAUCGAUUUCAGAUUGCAAGCUACGACAUGUGCGCCGAAUGGUCGCAGAAACCAGAGGCAUUCGGCUACGGAGAGAAGGGCGUCUACCUCAACCACUCUUGCGAGCCGAAUUUGAUCUACUACUGGAAUCCGCAAGAAGAGCAAAUGCAACUUAGAGCUCUAGCUGAGAUCUCUCCUUCUGACGAGCUGACUGUCAACUACCUUGCCCCUGAAAUCUGGAUGGACAAGGCAGAACGACAAGGAGACCGGACGCAUCUCCUCAAACUCGACCAAUGUGAGUGCCGCAAAUGCACAGGGGUGCCUUCAGAUGUCAGCGACGCCCGGAUUAAGUACAUCAAUGAAAUGGAACAAACUCUUAUGACCGUUGCCAGUGGUGGAGACACACUCGAGGAUGUUUCAAAGGUCACAGAGAACUUUGUUCAGCAAUGCGAGCUGGAGCUGGGUGGUAAAGCGACGUCGGAAUCGACAUUUCCGGUUUAUCUGGAUCCUCGCCUCAUCAACGUGUCCGUCUCUUGUCUGUAA